AUGAACUGGCGAAAAAAUCGAUUUUUUUUUCCAACAAACAAAAAUGUUGGGUUUUCGCGGGUAGGUCAAAAACUAGAAAAAUUAGCAAAAUUAUAUGAUUGUUUUUUUUCGAAAAUGUAUUUUUGGCCACAAACAAACUAAUUUACUAAUUUUUCUAGUUUUUGAUCUACCCGCGAAAACCCAACAUUUUUGUUUGUUGGAAAAAAAAAUCGAUUUUUUCGCCAGUUCAUUAUUUUUGCUUCGAGCUUGAACUCGAGUUUUUGAUACACUUUUUGACGAGUCUCGCUAGGAUUCGAGCUUUUCGAGCUCUCCUUUUGCUUAUGCUUGUGUGUUAAUAAGUGCAAUUAGGAUAAUUUUGAAGAACCUUUUUUAAUUAGGAUUUUUGAGUCAUUCUUAGUGAGUUUGAGAAGUGCGAGAAGGGCUAUUUUGCAGGGUUUGCUGAGUUCAAUUCUCGAAUUUCCGAUAUUGUUUUGGAAAAUCUAGAUUUUUGUUCAGGAUAUUAAUAUUUAUUAUGAACUUUUACCGUGAAUUUCUCUCUCCUUGGUUUUUAAAAAAUAAAAGCAAAAACUAAAUAAUUGUUUAUUGCAGAUUGAUCAAACUGGUUGGUUAUUGGUUUGGUUGGUGGAUUACUGUGAUUGGUUGGUGGAUUACUUCGACGUGCGAUUUGAAUAUUAUCGUCAUUUACGAUUUAUUGUGAUUAGGACCUCGUCUAUUGCUUUUGAAAUGACGUGAGUGAAACUUUGAUUUCUUUGGUGUGUAAAAAGGCUACUUGUGAAUCGGAUUCAAAAACUGCCUGUAAAAUGUAGUGAAAAUCCAAAAUAAUUUUUUUAUUCAGAAACAGUUUUUUAUUCAGAAAACAGUUUCUGAAAUUUAAAAAUCGGUCAUGUGAUAAAUUUUUUUGUGAAAUGUGUCAUGGGAUAAAUUGUUCAUGAUUCAUCCCAUGACACAUUUCCUAUUUUAAUUUAUCCCAUGACUGAAAAAAAUUCAGAUUGGAGCCUGAUUUCUAUGAUUUUGAGAUCAGAAAUGUCAAAUAUCUUCUUUUUCAAGUUAAAAAUGACAUGAUCUGUCGAAAUUUCAGUAGAUUUUAUUCAGAAACAGUUUCUGAAAUUUAAAAAUCGGUCAUGUGAUAAAUUUUUUUGUGAAAUGUGUCAUGGGAUAAAUUGUUGACCUCUGAAUUUCAGUUUUUAGAGGUCCAAAACUGAAAAAUUCACACUUUUCAUACAGAAAAAAGUUAGCGAAAAAGUUGUUAUAUUGGAAGCCACGAUUUUGGCCGAGGUGUGCAUGACUCAUUCAGAAACGAUAGUUUUAUUACAGAGUAAACUCCAAACUCAUCAAUCCUCUCAACUUUUCGACAAAAUUUGAUUCCCAAAUAAUCAGAGGAUUUUUCGUCUUUAGUCAUGUGCAUUUACUGAACGGAAUAAGGUGGUGAGUUUUUGAAUUUUGAAUUUUUAUUCCACAUCAUGAACAAAAGUUUCUUGUGGAUUCACUAAGCUUUGAAACGUCAAGAAACGAGUUUUCAAACAAACACAAAAGGCAUUUUAAUGGCUGUUCCAAAACCCAUUCGCCAAGCUAUUCCAUUUUUUUCCAAUUUGAAGUUUUUUGGAAGACAAACUGUGAAAAUUAACAUUUACAGGAAGUUAGGAAUUCGAAUGUCUCGAGGAUCAUUCCUAAUACAAAUUCACGCUUCUCCUAUGAACUCACAACAUUAUGUUUUGGAAUUAGAUGGAAAAGUUGUGGUGAAAGCAUAUCGUCAAAAUUGUGAUGAUUUAACCGUCAAUUUUUCCAAAUUAUUGUUGAUGAACACACGUCAUCAAUUUAACCCAACUUUGGUGUUUGUGCAUGGUUUCGCUGAACUUGCGAAAUAUUUAUCCGAAGAAGGAAAUCUGGAUAUGCAUAUAGAAGUUAGUGGUGUCCAACGCAAUUUUGAUGUUCCUCGACUCAGAGAAUUGAAUGAAAUAUCCGUUUUGUUGAAUGGGCAUGAAAUAUUGUGUGAUCGAAAAGUUCGUGCAUCUCUUUUUGUUUUCCAAUUAAAAUAUUGAUUUCUAGAUUCUCUCGGACAUCUGCAAUGAUUGGAGAACGGCGUUGGAUGAUGGAGUUACUGAUCGAAUUAUUAUCGAAAACGAUGUGUCAUAUAGGACAUUGUUGGUGCUUCUUCAUUAUAACCAUACCGGUUCUGGACUAAAUGGUAAGUUACUUCAUCAGUUUUUCGUUCCGCGACGAAAACACUAGACUCGUUUGGCUUCAAGCUGUAAAAAGAGUUUUUUAUAUAUGAAAAACACAGGCCGGUUUUUUCCGGGACGACAUGUCCAUUCUAUAAAUUAAACAUACAUGAUUUUGAUUAUUGGGAAUCACUAUCUUACAUGUCAGCCAAAAUUUAUAUUAAUGAUGAUUUUCCAGUCGACGAAGUUUCUAUGAAAGAAUUGAUGAAAUAUGCGCAUCGAAAAAACAUGUCGAUUUUUUUGAAUACAGUUUCUCGAACAAUUUUGGCUGAAAACUUGACCACAAAACAAAAGCUUGUGUUAUCUGAUACAUAUGGAUUGCCAGAUGCCUUUGUAAGUCUUCUAAAAGCUUUUACUCUACAAUUCUAUUAUUUUUAAGAAUACCACCACGCAAGGCAUUGUGAAACUCCAAGAAGCUGAUGAAAUGAUUGUGAUGGAGGAAUUCAGCGAAUUUUCGAAAGAUUCGAAAUUGAAUUUGUUGAAUCGAUUUCACAAAUUAUUCAAGGGUUCACAAAAUUCGGUCUAA
Molecule: messenger RNA, 2745 nt
Organism: Caenorhabditis angaria
Lineage: Eukaryota; Metazoa; Nematoda; Chromadorea; Rhabditida; Rhabditidae
Source: the annotation of a GenBank genome assembly